Molecule: messenger RNA, 606 nt
Organism: Echinococcus granulosus
Lineage: Eukaryota; Metazoa; Platyhelminthes; Cestoda; Cyclophyllidea; Taeniidae
Exons: 2
Coding region: 1-606 (201 amino acids)
Source: RefSeq, a predicted model, not a curated record
AUGCCGCUGCUACUUCGCAACCUCAGCACCGCCUCUGCUUCGCCCUCCGCCGAGCUGCUGUUGAGCGUGCAGCGGAUGGAGCACGCAUCCACACCAGCGGAGGCGAAGCUGAAAUGCGCGACCACUGCGCUUCAGGAGGUGGCAGGCCUCUUCUCACCCCAGUUGGGGCCAUUGCUCACCUCCGCCGACGUCCGUAUUGCCGUUGCAGAUGGUUUUGUGCAGCAAGCAGCACUGGCAGUAGGGAAGGGCACUGGAGAAGGAGAGACAAGUGCUGCCCGUUUUUGCCACUAUUCGGGGAAAUUCUUCUGCGCCAACUGUCAUUGGGGUGACCUGUGGUGUAUACCGGGAAAAGUCUUUGCCCUUGGAAUCACCUCUCCCUACCCAGUGUCGCGUGAUUCUCUCAUUGCUCUCGAAUACAUGUGGCCACGCCAACAGUUCAGCUCUCCAGAACCUUGGCAACGAUGGAAUGGACAGGCCGUACUGACGGGGAGCCUUAGAAUGCGAGCUCAUCGCCUCCUUUUUACUUACUUUCGCGUCUGUCGUGAGGCCGCUGCUCUUCUGCACAAGUUCGAGGCAAGCAGAGCUAGCGCUGUAAUUGCUACUUAA